UAAUAAGCGUCGAAAACUUUAGAUUUUCCAUUUGUUCAGCUUUCGUGUCUAUCCUUGUUUCGAUAGUGCAAGAGAAAAUGGCGAUGAUCCCAAGUUUCUUUGUUAACAGAAGGAGCAGCGUCUUCGAUCCGUUCUCUCUUGAUGUUUGGGAUCCUUUCAAGGAAUUCCCUUUCCCUUCUUCCCUCGCGAUAACAAGUUCCUCUGAAACCUCUGCAUUUGCGAACACCCGCAUCGACUGGAAGGAGACCCCUGAAGCUCACGUCUUUAAGGUUGAUCUUCCGGGGCUUAAGAAAGAGGAAGUGAAAGUUGAGGUUGAAGAUGACAGGGUGCUUCAAAUCAGUGGUGAGAGGAAGAUUGAAAAGGAAGACAAGAACGACACCUGGCACCGCGUGGAGAGGAGCAGUGGGAAGUUCUCGAGGAGGUUUAGGCUGCCGGAGAAUGUGAAGAUGGAUCAAGUUAAGGCUUCCAUGGAGAAUGGGGUUCUCACAGUCACUGUUCCUAAGGUGGAAGUGAAGAAACCUGAUGUCAAAUCCAUUGUCAUUUCUGGUUAAUAACUCAAUUGUUUGAAGGGUUUUUGUAAAAAGUUGUUUGCUGCUUCAAGUUUCUGUUUUGACUUUACGUUUUUCUUGUGUUUUGUUUGAGAUGAACAAGCAUGAAUUUCAUUUUCUUGUUGCUGAA
This is a messenger RNA of Hibiscus syriacus, 678 nucleotides long. RefSeq names its product 17.3 kDa class I heat shock protein-like. Gene Ontology annotation, biological process: response to salt stress; protein folding; response to hydrogen peroxide. Lineage: Eukaryota; Viridiplantae; Streptophyta; Magnoliopsida; Malvales; Malvaceae. The record is from RefSeq and is a predicted model, not a curated record. The coding region runs from base 78 to 551 and encodes 157 amino acids. The transcript has a single exon.